AUGCAUUAUGUGAAGCCAACCAUUCUGGAAAAAUCAAAAAAAGACAAGCAUGAGAAACUUGGGGAAAAGGAGGAAACCAUCCCUCCUGAUUACAGAUUAACUGAAGUAAAGGAUAAAGAUGGGAAGCCACUUUUGCCAAAACCUGAAAAAAAGCCUCAGCCCCUGAGUGAAAGUGAACUUCUUGAUGCUUUAUCUGAAGGGUUUUCUUGUUCUGCACCAGCAUCAACAACAGAAACACCUGCGAAAUCUACAGGUCCUCCUAGCAAGCCUGCUGUUCCCACUGAAGAGGUUAUUUCUUCUGCUGCCACUUCUGCCGUGCAUUCAUCUGUUCCAAAACAAGCAGCCAUCCCAGGUAGGAAAGAACUUGAUGAUGCUGCAGACCUUCUUGCAGACUCACUGGGACAAAGAGAGCCUGACCCAGAUGAAAACAAACCAGUUUUGGAUAAAGUAAAGGAAAAAGUCAAAGCUGAGCAUAAAGACAAACUUGGAGAAAGAGAUGAUACAAUCCCUCCUGAAUAUAGACAUCUUCUGGACUCUGAUGAAAAGGGUAAGCCUAUAAAGCCAACAGAUAAAGAUGGCGAGAAACCAAAAGAACAAAUGAAGCCCGACAGUGACUCAGCAGCCAUUGAUGCUCUCUCUGGGGAUUUCGACCAUUGUGGCAAACCUGCUGUUUCACAGCCACCUUCAACAAAGGAGGAUAAAUCAAAAGGUGCUGCCUCAUCUAAACCACCAAGGAAGGAGGAAAAGAAAUCCAAAACGCCUAAGAAGGCAAAGGAACAAUCUUCCGCCGCAAAAUCUGAAAAACAAAAAAAAAGUUAAAUGUCAUCAGGAUGUUUAUCACCAGUGCGAAAAUUCUUUAUUUUGAUGGACAGCUGCACUUUGAACAAAAGCAGUUUUGCAAAAAGAUAGCAUCUUGGACGUUUUAUGGUAUUGGGCUGUUUUGGCAUGCAAAGCAUUUAUUUUGCUAUUUUCUAGGAUGAACUCACAUUUUCUAGACACAUACUUUGUCUACAUCAUUGUCAUUUUCUUAAUUUUUGAGAAGAAAAGAAUGCUUUAUAUUUGUAAGAAAGAUAUUUCUUAUGGAUUUAAUAGGAGUGAAAUAUGCAAAAAUUUGCACAUAAUCUACCCACAGUGCCUGUAAAUCUCAGUGAAUCUAUGCUAGUUUGUCAUAAAAAGGAAUGCUUUAAACAUGAAUUUGGUUGCCUUCUUUUUUAGGGCAAUUGCCUAUGAGUACUUUUGCUGGAGAAUACUUAGGGGAAAAUGAGUAAAUAGUUGCAAAAUUUUCAAAGUUGGAGCAGAGUAGAAGCUAGUAUGCUGCAGCCUUGGCUUCUUAUCAAAUAAUGAACAGUGCCAUCCUCUAAAACUUGCAUUGCAUACAAUGUAUUUGUGCUACAUCUGUCAUUGGCUUCCUGGAAAGAUAUAGUACUACAUCCACACUUAUAGAGACAGGUAACUGGUGCUUCUUUCACAACCCCCUCCCCCAAAACUCUUCUAUACUAUCUGCUUUACUCUGAGCAAUAUGUAACACAAGAGGUGAAUACAUAGAAUGGCACAGUGCCCAUCCUAGGAAUUGAGAACAUGCAAAGAAUCCUUAUCCUAGUGCAGUGUUUUUCAAACUUAGCAGCUUUUGAGAUGUGUGCAUUUCAAUUCCUUUAAUUCCCCAGCCAGCCAUUCUGGGAUUUGAACUCCACACAUCUUAAAGUUGCCAAGUUCAAGAAACACUGUUCUAAUGUAUACAUAUAUGGCAUAGCUGAUUUCAGAAUAAUUCUUAAUCGGAAUUCAGUGCUGUCUUUUCUUUAAGUAUUCCAUGCAGGAUAUGUGAGAGAUGGAUAUAGUUCCAGAUUCAGAUGUGCUUUGAAAUCUCUCGACUGACUUCCAUUUUAAAACAAUCACACCUGUUCUUAGGUAGCUGGUUCUAUAAACUAAACCAACAUUAGUUGUUCCAGGAAUCUUAGCUGUGUGAUUCCUUUUCACCUGCACAGGAACUAAAAGAAAGAGCAUGGUGUUUUCUAUCACAAUGUUUACUUUUUUCAAAUGGAUUCAGUGAGAGAUUUCCUUGUGGAUUACAUCUUUCAUAUUGAAGACAAUGAGACUGUCCUUAAUUACAUGUAAUGUCAAUACUGAACUGUAUUUGACAUUUUACUGUGGCACACUAAUAAACAUUUUAUGUAUUACUUUA
Molecule: messenger RNA, 2179 nt
Organism: Protobothrops mucrosquamatus (brown spotted pit viper)
Lineage: Eukaryota; Metazoa; Chordata; Lepidosauria; Squamata; Viperidae
Product: calpastatin-like
Exons: 12
Coding region: 1-819 (272 amino acids)
Cellular component (GO): cytoplasm
Molecular function (GO): calcium-dependent cysteine-type endopeptidase inhibitor activity
Source: RefSeq, a predicted model, not a curated record